This is a messenger RNA of Daldinia loculata, 162 nucleotides long. RefSeq lists its product as uncharacterized. The record is from RefSeq and is a predicted model, not a curated record. The coding region runs from base 1 to 162 and encodes 53 amino acids. The transcript has 2 exons. NCBI's taxonomy places the organism in Eukaryota, Fungi, Ascomycota, Sordariomycetes, Xylariales, Hypoxylaceae.
AUGCGCACUCACCUUUACAAUACCGCUCUUGCUCUGAUCCUCAUGGUCCCGACGUUCGCAACCCCCGUUGCAUACCCGGCCAAUUUUGAAACCGAUCCAAUGCUUCAAGUCGGUAAUAAGGAGGCUUCCUCCUAUGCUGGCAGCUACAAGCGAGGCAACUGA